This is a messenger RNA of Brienomyrus brachyistius, 2129 nucleotides long. RefSeq names its product cathepsin D-like. The record is from RefSeq and is a predicted model, not a curated record. NCBI's taxonomy places the organism in Eukaryota, Metazoa, Chordata, Actinopteri, Osteoglossiformes, Mormyridae. The transcript is spliced from 9 exons. Gene Ontology annotation, biological process: proteolysis. Bases 60 to 1250 code for a protein of 396 amino acids. Gene Ontology annotation, molecular function: aspartic-type endopeptidase activity.
UGUGUCAUUUCCAGGAUCGCUUAGAGGGGCUCUGCAAGUUUUGCACUUCUAGAAUAAAAAUGAAAUUUCUGUCUCUGUGCUUAGUUGCUUAUUUCGCCUGGACUUCAGAUGGACUUGUUCGGAUUCCCCUGAGGAAGUUCCGGACCAUCCGGCGUACUUUGUCCGAUUCAGGGAAGAGUGCAAUUGAGCUUCUGACUGGAAAUGAGGCCAUGAAAUACAACUUGGGCUUCCCCUCCAGCAUCAAGCCCACUCCUGAAACCCUGAAAAACUACCUUGACGCUCAGUACUAUGGUGAGAUUGGCCUUGGCACUCCUGCACAAACCUUCACCGUGGUUUUUGACACAGGCUCAGCAAAUUUAUGGGUUCCGUCUGUGCACUGCUCGCUGUUCGACAUUGCCUGUUACUUCCACCACAAAUAUGAUUCUGCCAAGUCAAGCACAUAUGUGAAGAAUGGAACUGAUUUUGCUAUCCAUUACGGUUCUGGUAGCCUGUCUGGCUAUCUUAGCCAAGACACAUGCCAGAUUGGAGGCAUAACAGUAGAGCAGCAGGUGUUCGGAGAAGCCAUCAAGCAGCCCGGCAUGGUCUUCAUCGCAGCAAAAUUUGAUGGCAUCUUGGGCAUGGCCUACCCCAGCAUCUCUGUGGAUAUGGUUCCCCCCGUUUUUGACAAUAUUAUGCAUCAAAAAAAGGUGGAGAAGAACGUCUUCUCCUUCUACCUCAACAGGAACCCUGGCACCGAGCCUGGUGGGGAACUGCUGCUGGGAGGGAGCGAUCCCAAGUACUACAGUGGAGACUUUCACUACGUUAACAUCAGUCGGCAGGGCUACUGGCAGGUCCACAUGGAUGGAUUGAGUAUUGGGGAUCAGCUUAGACUGUGCAAGUCUGGCUGUGAGGCCAUUGUGGAUACAGGUACCUCCCUAAUCACCGUACCUUCUGCUGAAAUCCAGGCUCUGCAGAAAGCCAUCGGCGCCACCCCCCUGAUACAAGGAGAGUACCGAGUUGACUGUAACAAAGUGUCCACUCUCCCAAAUGUCUCCUUCAUCCUGGGUGGAAGAUCAUACACUCUAACAGGCGAGCAGUACAUCUUAAAGGAGAGCCAAGCUGGUGUGACCAUCUGUUUAAGUGGGUUUAUGGGGCUGGACAUCCCAGCACCAUCUGUGCCCCUUUGGAUUCUGGUAGAUGUGUUCAUUGGCCAGUAUUACACUGAGUUUGACCGUGAGAAAAACCGGGUGGGCUUUGCUAAGUCUGUGUGAGUGAAUUACAGAGGCUGGAAGAUGGUUUAAAGGGGUACCUCCCAUCCAGUAUAGUUAUCACUGGGCUAUCACAAUGUCAUCACAAUACUAAAGACUGAAACAAAGCCGUGAGGUCAGACCCUCUGUAUACAGCACACAGUCUCACCCUCACAUCCUGUAUGACCACAUUUCUGCUGUUCACAUGGCAUUUCUCCAGCUUCCAUUGCCCUGCAAUGGACUGACGUGCUGUUGAAGGUCUACCUCACUUUACACUUUGCCCAUGUCUUGUGUGUAUACCCUGUCCGAUCCUAACGUGUAUUUAGUGUGUGUAAAUCUCUCACUGCAUCUGCAUUUCGCAGUUCAGCUUCUGACAACAUUGUGUUUCCCAUCUGUGUAUUUGGGUUCGGUGCUUGUUGGGUGCCUGUCGUGGUCCUUCUAUUUACAAUUGUACGCGGGGCAUGCUGGGAUAUGCGCCCCGCCGGUGUUACACUAGAAUAAAAAAAGGAAUCUGGUCGAGUUUGUUCAUUGACCAAUUUUUGUUUUUGCGAACCAAAUUGUUUGUAGGCCAAAGCAUUUGUGAACUGCAAGCACUACUGUACUAAUGAUAAAUUGGUAUGAAAAAAUGGAGACAAUUUCUGAGACACCAGAGCGAUCCGUGUACUGUAAUAUUUAUCUUAUCAAUAACACAGUAAAAAUACACAUUAGCGCCAAUUCAUCUUCUUUAUUCAUCAUGAAUAUUUUAAUUCAUUAAUGCAGGAGUCUGUGAUAAAUCGCUAUCAGCAUUUGGUUUAUAAUGGCCAAUUAAUGAUAACUAAAAAGAAACAGAGAGACUGAAGACAGAAUUUUCAACCAUGAUAUGAGUGCUGUUGCUGCAUAAUUUGUCCACCAGGGGUCACAGCG